AUGGCUGAGAAGGCUCCACCGGGGAUCAACAAAAAGUCUUCAAGGUCUACCCUUUCUCUGCCUCCAGAACCGGUGGAGAUCAUUAGGAGCAAAGCCUGCUCACGGAGAGUUAAAAUAAAUGUCGGUGGGCUCAACCAUGAAGUGCUGUGGAGGACUUUGGACAGACUUCCAAGGACACGAUUAGGAAAGCUCAGAGACUGCAAUACUCACGAAUCUCUGCUAGAAGUAUGUGAUGACUAUAAUCUAAAUGAAAACGAAUACUUUUUUGAUCGACAUCCAGGGGCUUUCACUUCCAUUUUGAAUUUCUACAGGACAGGGAAACUACAUAUGAUGGAAGAAAUGUGUGCUCUUUCUUUUGGCCAGGAGCUUGAUUACUGGGGGAUUGAUGAGAUAUAUUUAGAAUCUUGCUGCCAGGCAAGGUACCAUCAAAAGAAAGAGCAGAUGAAUGAGGAGCUGAGGAGAGAGGCAGAGACAAUGAGAGAGAGAGAAGGGGAAGAGUUUGAUAACACCUGCUGCCCAGAGAAGAGGAAGAAGCUCUGGGACUUGUUGGAGAAACCCAACUCAUCUGUGGCAGCAAAGAUUUUGGCCAUUGUGUCCAUUCUGUUCAUCGUACUGUCCACUAUUGCUUUGUCUCUUAACACGCUGCCAGAGCUUCAAGAAAUAGAUGAAUUUGGGCAGCCAAAUGACAACCCUCAGCUAGCACACGUUGAAGCUGUGUGUAUUGCUUGGUUUACCAUGGAGUACCUUUUGCGCUUUCUGUCCUCACCAAAUAAGUGGAAAUUCUUCAAAGGCCCAUUAAAUGUCAUUGACUUACUGGCUAUCUUGCCGUACUACGUCACCAUUUUCCUCACGGAGUCCAAUAAAAGUGUCCUGCAGUUCCAAAACGUCAGACGUGUGGUUCAGAUAUUUCGUAUUAUGAGGAUCCUAAGGAUUCUUAAGCUCGCCAGACAUUCAACAGGCCUUCAGUCAUUAGGUUUUACGCUCAGGCGGAGUUACAAUGAAUUGGGCUUGUUGAUACUAUUUUUAGCCAUGGGAAUAAUGAUAUUUUCGAGUCUUGUGUUCUUUGCUGAAAAAGAUGAGGAUGCUACAAAAUUUACCAGUAUCCCUGCAUCAUUCUGGUGGGCAACAAUCACUAUGACUACUGUAGGAUACGGUGACAUUUAUCCAAAGACAUUAUUAGGUAAAAUAGUUGGAGGACUUUGCUGUAUCGCUGGAGUGCUGGUCAUAGCCCUGCCCAUACCAAUUAUUGUGAACAAUUUCUCAGAGUUUUAUAAGGAGCAGAAAAGACAGGAGAAGGCUAUUAAGAGGAGAGAAGCACUUGAGCGAGCUAAAAGGAAUGGCAGUAUUGUCUCCAUGAACUUGAAAGAUGCCUUUGCUCGCAGUAUGGAAAUGAUAGAUGUAGCAGUAGAUUCAGGCAAGCCUGGAGAAGGAGACAAUCCAAAGGAGACAUCUGAUGACAACCACCUAUCCCCAAGUCGGUGGAAGUGGGCCAGAAGGACCAUGUCUGAAACAAGCUCAAACAAGUCUUAUGAGAACAAAUACCAAGAAAUUAGUCAACAAGACUCCCAUGAGCAAUUAAACAACGCUGCAGCAUCCUCCAGCCCACAGCACCUCAGUGCCCAGAAACUGGAGAUGUUGUAUAAUGAAAUUACUAAAACUCAGUCUCAGCCCAAUCUCAAUGCUGGUUACCAAGACCAGUCAGCAAAGCCACCUGGGUACGAAGAAGAAAUAGAAAUGGAAGAAGUUACAGGUCAGAGAGAUCCGUUGCCAGCUGGACCUUCAGACAUCAUAACAGACAUGAGAAGCAUAUCCAGUAUUGACAGUUUUGCCAGUUGUGCAACCGACUUCACAGAAACAGAGAGGUCUCCCCUUUCUCUCUUUUCCGGCUCUCACUUGCAAAUGAGAUUUCCAGUUGAUGUUGUUAACCUGGAAGAUAACCAAAGAGUAAGGAGUUCUCAGUUUAUACCAUUCACAAAAGACAGAAUGUUUUCUCCAACUGAUGUCACCUUUGAAUAUAAUCCAAUCGACAGACCUGUCAUCAGUGACAGCAGUGAUUCUCAAACUGUUUUGCAUGGUCAUUUGCAUUUUGACACCGCCAUGGAAAGUCCCAAAAGUUCCCUGAAAGGUAGCAAUCCAUUAAAAUCUAGAUCCCUUAAAGUUAAUUUUAAAGACAAUAGAGGUGGUGCUCCACAAACUCCACCAAGCACUGCAAGGCCACUGCCAGUAAUGGCAGGAGCAGACUUCACACAGGCCACCCCUCAGCACAUCAGCACCAUCCUCCUAGAAGAAAAUUCACCCCAAGGUGAACGACCUUUACUUGGUGCUGACGCAUCAGCACUUUGUCAGGGACCUGCUAGAAAAUCAUCUCCUCUCUUUCCCAAACAAAAGAUUUUCACUUUCCCUGCAAAAGAGAGGAGGAGCUUCACUGAAAUAGACACUGGAGAAGAAGAGGAGUUUAUGGAGUUACAUGGUAUAAAACAUGAAAAACAACAGGAUAUCAAGACAAAUUGCUGUGGGGAUAAACACAGUGAUGGCAACCACUUAACAGAGGAGCCACCGGUCAGCUCUUCACCCAAAAGCAUGAGCCACAACUGUACUCAAGACAUUUACCAUGCUGUGGGUGAGGUAAAGCAAGACAGUAACCAAGAAGGUCACAAAAUGGAAAACCAUUUAUUUGCCCCAGAAAUUCAUUCAAGUCCGGGAGAAACUGGUUACUGUCCCACACGUGAAACUAGCAUGUGA
This is a messenger RNA of Colius striatus (speckled mousebird), 2742 nucleotides long. It is a transcript of the gene KCNB2, whose product is annotated as potassium voltage-gated channel subfamily B member 2. The record is from RefSeq and is a predicted model, not a curated record. Gene Ontology annotation, biological process: protein homooligomerization; potassium ion transmembrane transport. NCBI's taxonomy places the organism in Eukaryota, Metazoa, Chordata, Aves, Coliiformes, Coliidae. Gene Ontology annotation, cellular component: membrane; voltage-gated potassium channel complex. The transcript has 2 exons. Bases 1 to 2742 code for a protein of 913 amino acids. Gene Ontology annotation, molecular function: protein binding; delayed rectifier potassium channel activity.